GGAGGAGGAGGAACCACGGUCCUUCUUUGGUGGAUCAUCCCUGGUGAUCCAAGGAUGGAGCUUUGGGGUGCUGUAUGUGGGAGAUUGAAAGAAACUCCACUUCUCAAAAGAGACGUCUGGCUGGGUUUUUCAACGGGCAUUUGUCGGAAAACCAAACUGGGCAGACGAGGCUGGAGAAGUGGCGUCUUCAAGAGAAGGAGCAGCCCAAACAUGGAAGCCGUUGCCUUGUAUAACUUCCAGGCGUCUGAGAAGGAUGAACUAGCCUUUAAGAAGGGAGACACGCUGAAGAUCCUGAACAUGGAAGACGACCAGAACUGGUACAAAGCAGAGCUGUUUGGCGUGGAAGGGUUUGUCCCCAAAAAUUACAUCAAGAUGAAACCUCACCCGUGGUACUCUGGCAAAGUCUCCAGGCAAGGCGCUGAAAAAGCCCUCCUAAGGCGACAGUUCCGGGGGGCUUUUCUCAUCCGGGAAAGCGAAAGUAGCCCGGGGGAUUUCUCCAUCUCCGUGAACUACGGAGAUCAAGUGCUGCACUUCAAAGUGCUCCGGGAGAAGAAGGGGAAGUACCAUCUCUGGGAGGAAAAGUUUAACUCCAUUAAUGAACUGGUGGACUUCUACCGAACCACCACCAUCGCUAAGAAAAGGCAGGUCUUCCUGAGAGAUCAUGGAGAAGCCGAGGAGCCCAAGAAGCCAACCUUUGUCCAAGCCCAGUUCGAUUUCUUGGCUGAAAACCCAUCCCAGCUGAGCUUCUGCAGAGGAGACAUCCUCAAGAUUCUGGACUGCUCUGACCCCCACUGGUGGAGAGGGAAGCUAGGGGUGAAAAUGGGCCUUUUUCCUCGGAACUAUGUUUUCCCCCUGCGCAUGUGACCUGCCUGGCUCAUC
Python bivittatus (Burmese python) is the source of this 879-nucleotide messenger RNA. RefSeq names its product GRB2 related adaptor protein (gene GRAP). The record is from RefSeq and is a predicted model, not a curated record. Lineage: Eukaryota; Metazoa; Chordata; Lepidosauria; Squamata; Pythonidae. Gene Ontology annotation, molecular function: protein binding.